Messenger RNA from Styela clava, 3117 nucleotides. Its product is annotated as C-1-tetrahydrofolate synthase, cytoplasmic-like. Gene Ontology annotation, molecular function: methylenetetrahydrofolate dehydrogenase (NADP+) activity; methenyltetrahydrofolate cyclohydrolase activity; formate-tetrahydrofolate ligase activity. The record is from RefSeq and is a predicted model, not a curated record. Gene Ontology annotation, biological process: tetrahydrofolate interconversion. NCBI's taxonomy places the organism in Eukaryota, Metazoa, Chordata, Ascidiacea, Stolidobranchia, Styelidae. Gene Ontology annotation, cellular component: cytosol.
AAACGCUUAGAUUGUAGUUGUAGUCCAUCAAAAUUAUGGCGCAGUUGCUCAAUGGAAAAUCAAUUUCUGCUGAUAUUCGAAAAUCAUUGUCUCAGAAAGUGAAAGACUUAGCAGAGAAGUGUGCAGGGUUUCGUCCAGGACUGGCCAUUGUCCAGGUUGGCCACCGGGAAGACUCCAAUGUGUAUAUUCGUAUGAAACUUAAAGCUGCACAAGAGAUUGGAAUUCAUGCUCAACAUGUUCAAUUACCCGGAUCAACAAAUUUAUCAAAUCUUUUGAAUAAAAUUAAUGCACUAAAUGCUGAUCCUGAUGUUCAUGGAAUAAUUGUUCAACUACCUCUUGAGACUGACCAACCAAUUGACGCGGAUGUUGCAACAAAUGCUAUAGCUCCAGAAAAAGAUGUUGAUGGUCUCACUGUUCACAAUGCUGGAUUACUCAGUCGGGGUGAUGUUGGAAAAGGCUGCAAUAUUCCUUGUACACCAAGAGGUUGCCUUGAAUUAAUAAAAACCACAGGCAUAUCCAUUUCCGGAAAAAAUGCAGUUGUGCUUGGUCGUAGCAAAAUAGUUGGUGCUCCCAUGUCAGAAUUAUUGCGUUUGAAUAAUGCUACUGUUACUGUCUGUCAUUCCAGGACUGUAAAUACGGAAGCAAUUACAAAAAAUGCUGAUAUUCUAGUUGUCGCAAUAAGACAACAAGAAAUGGUCAAAUCUUCAUGGGUUAAACCUGGAGCUGUUGUGAUUGACUGUGGAAUCAAUGCAAUACCAGAUUCUUCUAAAAAAAGUGGUCAAAGGCUUGUAGGAGACGUCGACUUCAAGGAAGUUUCAACUGUGGCUGGUUGGAUUACUCCAGUUCCAGGUGGUGUUGGUCCUAUGACUGUAGCAAUGUUGAUGCAAAAUACUGUGGAAUGUGCUGCUGUGGAUCUGGAGAAGCGACUCAAUAAGAAGUGGAAUAUUUCUUAUCUCCCCUUAGAUCUCAAAACUCCUGUCCCCACAGAUAUUGCAAUCGCUACAGCACAAACACCUAAGAACAUAAGAGAUUUGGCGGCAGAAGUUGGCCUUUUGCCGAGUGAAGUUAGUGCUUAUGGCAAUGUAAAAGCUAAAGUGUCUUUGUCAACUUUGUCAAGGCUACAGGAUGUUAAGGACGGUAAAUAUGUUGUUAUAACUGGCAUCACACCAACACCGCUUGGAGAAGGAAAAAGUACAACAACAAUUGGAUUAGCUCAGGCACUGGGAGCUCAUUUGAAUAAAAACAUCUUUGCUUGUGUGCGACAGCCUUCACAAGGUCCAACUUUUGGCAUAAAAGGUGGUGCUGCUGGAGGUGGAUACUCGCAAGUCAUUCCAAUGGAUGAAUUUAAUCUUCAUUUAACAGGGGACAUACAUGCCAUCACUGCUGCAAAUAAUUUGCUUGCUGCUGCAAUUGAUGCCAGAAUGUUUCAUGAAAAGUGCCAAUCUGAUAAAGCUUUAUUUAAUCGUCUUGUGCCAAAGAAGCAGGGUAAACGAUCCUUUUGUGAUAUUCAAAAACGAAGAUUGCAGCGCCUUGGAAUCGAAAAAGAUAAUCCAGAUGAACUAACAGAAGAAGAGAUUAAGAAGUUUGCAAGGUUAGACAUAGACCCUGACACUAUCACUUGGCAAAGAGUCAUUGAUACAAAUGAUCGAUACCUUCGCAAGAUAACAAUUGGAUUAUCACCAACAGAAAAAGGUUUUUCUCGAGACACUCAAUUUGAUAUAACAGUAGCAAGUGAGAUAAUGGCAGUAUUGGCUCUGACAACUGACGUUACUGAUAUGUCCAAACGUCUUGGAAAUAUGGUUAUUGGUAGUAGCAAGAGUGGAGAUCCAGUCAGUGCUGAUGAUCUUGGCAUCACUGGUGCUUUGGCAGUUCUGAUGAAGGAUGCUAUUCAGCCAAACUUGAUGCAAACUCUGGAAGGCACUCCUGUUUUUGUUCAUGCUGGACCAUUUGCAAAUAUUGCUCAUGGUAAUUCAUCUAUCCUUGCAGAUAAAAUUGCUUUAAAAUUGGUAGGACCUGAAGGUAUUGUUGUUACAGAAGCUGGGUUUGGAGCAGAUAUUGGCAUGGAAAAGUUUUUCAACAUAAAGUGCAGACAAUCUGGCCUUCGACCUCAUGUUGUUGUGCUGGUAGCUACAAUUAGAGCAAUUAAGAUGCAUGGGGGAGGACCAAAUGUCACAGCUGGAAUGCCACUGCCAAAAGAAUAUUUUGAAGAGAAAUGUGACUUGGUUGGAAAGGGAUUCUCAAAUGUUCGGAAGCAAAUUGAAAAUGCCAAGUAUUUUGGUGUGUCUGUUGUUUUUGCUUUAAAUCAAUUUGUAUUUGACACACAGAAUGAGGUUGAACUAGCAUUGAGGCUUGCACGCGAGGCAGGUGCUUUUGAUGCAGUUUCAUGCACACAUUGGGCGCUUGGGGGUAAAGGUGCCACUGACCUGGCUCGUGCUGUAGUGGCUGCAGCAGAUGCACCAACAGAUUUCAAAUUUUUAUAUGAUGUUAAUUUGCCUAUUGUGGAAAAGAUUGAAAUUAUUGCGAGGAAAAUUUAUGGAGCUGAUGGGGUUGAACUAUCACCAGAAGCAGAGCAAAAGGUAGAGCAAUAUACCAAACAGGGUUUCGCAAAUUUACCAAUAUGCAUGGCAAAGACUCAUCUAUCUCUUUCUCAUAUGCCGGAGUUGAAAGGUUCACCAACAGGUUUUACAUUACCAGUGCGAGACAUUCGCGCAAGCGUCGGAGCUGGAUUUCUUUACCCACUCAUCGGGACUAUGUCAACGAUGCCAGGGCUUCCAACUAGACCAUGCUUUUAUGAUAUUUCAUUGGACCCAGAAACAAUGGAAAUUAAAGGACUGUUCUAAAAUUACAAGUUUUUCAAUAAAUAACUAUGGAGUAAUUGCCUAAUCAAUCAAGUUGCAAUCUCAUUUUCUUUACAAACUUAGCAAUCAGGAAAAAUAUAAACCAUUCAUGGCUAUUAUUAAUGCCGAUUCCAGUGAUAAAAAGCAAUAUGCAUCAAGACCGUUGCUAAGUGAAUAAUUGCCAAGACGGGGAUAUGUUGAUAAUUCUUUUUCUUGAUUUCUAAUCAUUCCGUCUGCCUUCUUACUUCCUAGCUGAAAAUAAAUGUUUAACAAAAGCGUG